AUGGGAGCAGGAAUGGAGAUCGUCCGCCAAAGGCGGCCGCCUACGGCAAAUAGACGGCACCUUGCCAGCGUCUUAUACCAGAAAACUAUAUGGGAGCCUGCCCGGGAACCGUGCGUACCUGUUGACACACUACGCACAGGCCACAGUUGGCUAUCUACCUACGCUAAGACCUUUGGCUUCCGUGAAGACGAUCAGUGCGUGUGCGGCGCGCACGAAACAGUCACCCCCGUGCUGGUGGACUGUCCAAACUUGAGGGAAAUUCGGAGGGAGUUACGGUGUGAAGUAGGGGAUGCAUUUGGCAGCAUGUCGAGUCUGCUGGGAGGCUCAAUCGAAGGUAAGAGAGGUAAACCAGACACCGUCUCGCGGGCGGAGACGGUCAAGGCCGUUCUCGACUUUGCCGAGGCGUCACAACGGUUUUGUAGUCGUGCGCCCCAAGGGCAGCCUAACAAUGGGAACGGCAGUUAG
This is a messenger RNA of Penicillium lagena, 465 nucleotides long. RefSeq lists its product as uncharacterized. The record is from RefSeq and is a predicted model, not a curated record. NCBI's taxonomy places the organism in Eukaryota, Fungi, Ascomycota, Eurotiomycetes, Eurotiales, Aspergillaceae. The coding region runs from base 1 to 465 and encodes 154 amino acids. The transcript has a single exon.